AUGGCUGAGUUUGUAGUUCUAAGAGACUCAAUGGUGUACAACGUCAUCCUUGGAAGGAUAAUUAUCAAUGAACUGUUGGUGUUCAUUUACACGAAGUUCCUGACAAUAAAGUUCGUAGCAGACGACGGGUUGGUAGGGACGAUCUGGGGUGACUUGGAAAUGGUUGUCGCUUACAAUAACGCUAGACCUCUGAUUGAAGCCAUCCGAGCUAAUGGAGACCUCUUUGCAUGGAUCCCGGUCGACAUUCUAGGGAUAGAUACGGACUUCAUGUCUCACCGGCUGACUGUGAGAGCGGAUGCGCAUCCUGUCGGACAGAGGAGGAGGAAGAUGUCGUUAGAAAGGACAAACAAAGUGGCAGAGCAAAUGACUAGUCUGUUGGAAGCCAAUUUUAUCAGAGAACUUGACUAUUCCACAUGGUUAUCAAAUGUGGUUCUUGUGAAGAAGGCAAAUGGAAAACGAAAAAUGCGCGUGCAUUACUCGGAUCUUAAUAAGGCAUGCCCAAAAAAUGCAUUCUCCCUUCCUAACAUUGAUGCCUUAGUGUAG
Molecule: messenger RNA, 543 nt
Organism: Arachis stenosperma
Lineage: Eukaryota; Viridiplantae; Streptophyta; Magnoliopsida; Fabales; Fabaceae
Exons: 2
Coding region: 1-543 (180 amino acids)
Source: RefSeq, a predicted model, not a curated record